AUGACUAGAAAUGGAGAGAAAAGGCGUAAACAUAGACUGCGGAACGUCAUUGCCGGGCGUAGACACAACCUAAAAUGGGUCGGAGACAAAGAUUUCAUCACAUCCGGAGAGUCAGCCACCGUUUCGUCCACCACCGUCGAGAAAUCCCUCACCACACUUCGGUACUUUCCGACCGGCGACUCCAAUUGCUACUCCAACAUUCCGGUUACAAAAGGCGGAAAAGUUCUAGUGAGAACGAUGUUUUACUACGGAAUUUACGACGGGAAGUCCUCAACCCCAUCAUUCAACGUAGUGUUUGAAGGGAAACACCGAGGCACCGUAUCGCUAUCCUCGGCGUUCGAACCUUACCUUUUGGAGCUGAUAUUUUCUCCGGCCAGCAGAGAGACCAGCGUUUGUUUUGUACGUACGUCUUCAUCAUCAAACCCUUUUGUAUCUUCCAUUGAAGUUUUCGACUUGGACGAUGGCAUGUAUAACGAGCUUGGUCCUGGUGAAGCGGUGAAGGUGGAGGUUGAAGAUGGGAACAUACUUCAGAUAAGCGGUGAGAGGAGCAGUGAUAAUGAAGAGAAGAGUGACAAGUGGCACCGUGUGGAGAGAUCAAGUGGGAAGUUUAUGAGGAGGUUUAGGUUGCCAGGGAAUGCGAAGGUGGAGGAAGUGAAGGCGAGUAUGGAGAACGGUGUGUUAUCUGUUACAGUGCCGAAAGUGCCGGAGAGGAAGCCUGAGGUCAAGUCCAUUGAUAUCCCUGGCGUAAACAUAGACUGUGGAACGUCAUUGCCGGGCGUAGACAACAACAACCUAAAAUGGGUCGGAGACAAAGAAUUCAUCACAUCCGGAGAGUCGGCCACCGUUUCGUCCACCACCGUCGAGAAAUCCCUCACCACACUUCGGUACUUUCCCACCGGCGACUCCAAUUGCUACUCCAACAUUCCCGUUACAAAAGGCGGAAAAAUUCUUGUGAGAACGAUGUUUUACUACGGAAAUUACGACGGGAAGUCCUCAACCCCAUCCUUCAACGUAGUGUUUGAAGGGAAACACCGAGGCACCGUAUCGAUAUCCUCGGCGUUCGAACCUUAUCUUUUGGAGCUGAUAUUUUCUCCGGCCAGCGGAGAGACCAGCGUUUGUUUUGUACGUACGUCUUCAUCAUCAAACCCUUUUGUAUCUUCCAUUGAAGUUUCCGACUUGGACGAUGGCAUGUAUAACGAGCUUGGUCCUGGUGAAGGUAGAUUUUGGCUUCCAUCCGAUAUAAACAUAUUGGUGACCGGAAUACCAUCCGCGGCUGCAUCGAUCGAUACCUCUGGUGCAUCAAACAGACCGCCUGAGUCCGUCCUCCGUAACUCUUGGACCGGAGAAGGCUUAUCAUUAUACGACCCUACUCUUCCUUCGGCAGGAGUUCCGGUGUACUUGGCUAUGUAUUUCUCGGAGCCUCUUCAGUCCAGUUUACGAUCGUUCAACAUUUUCUUUGGUGGUAAGCAAGUUGGUAGGGGUCCUGUUGUGCCUGUGUUUGGAAAAGCCACACAAGUGGUCGUGAGAGAUCUGGUGGCAAGCUCAAGCACCCAACUGACGUUAUGGUCCACUGCUAGUGCGCUUUUACCGCCCAUGAUAAAUGCGGCCGAGCUUUAUGUGAUAAGUAAGGGUACAAACGAAGGCACAGGCGGAAACGGAAGUGGUUCGGGAUCAGGAUCAGGUGGAAGCGGAGGAGGAGGAUCUGGGAGCAGUGGAUCCGGAUCUGGCUCUGGUGGGAGUAGCAAAGGAGGAACUGGAGGAAGCAAUGAAGUGAGUCCAGGUGGAUCAACCAAUGGAAAGAGCAGUAAACUGCCAAUUAUACUCGGUGUGGUAUCCGCCGUUGCGUUUGUUCUUGUCGCAUAUGUGUUCAUCGCUAUAAUCUUAGCUAAUCGUCGCAAAGUGAGGCUGCAAGCCUUGGCUAUGCCUACUUCCACAGUGGCUAAUAUGGGGACUGGAGCGUCAACUCUGUUCACACAACAGAUGGAAAACGAUUCAAACCAGCCUACAAAUGAAUCAGACAUGGGGGAGAUCGACGACCUUAUUGGAAUGAACCAGUCAUACGUAGCGCAAUGACAUUGAACAUCAUGUAAAAGAAAUGAUUUUUACCUUGAAUUUUAUAUGUUUCCAAUUUUUAUUUUUAUUUUAGUUUUCUCUCUUUGUUCUU
Messenger RNA from Arabidopsis lyrata subsp. lyrata, 2164 nucleotides. RefSeq lists its product as uncharacterized. The transcript is spliced from 8 exons. The record is from RefSeq and is a predicted model, not a curated record. Bases 1 to 2073 code for a protein of 690 amino acids. NCBI's taxonomy places the organism in Eukaryota, Viridiplantae, Streptophyta, Magnoliopsida, Brassicales, Brassicaceae.